AUGUUGGCCCGUCAAGCUAUUCGCCCAAUUGUCCAAGCCGUCCGCAAGCACGGCCACAGCAGCCAUUCUCCAGUUACAUACACUGGACAAGGACCACAGAGCUUCGUUAACGACGGAUGGGCUUCUGCUCGUCUUCCAUUCAACGUCAAUAACAAGUGGGCGUUUGCCACCAAGGCUAUCGUGUUCCUUUCCGUCGGCUUCUGGGCUCCAUUCAUCGUCGUCGAAUACCAAUUGAGAAAGGCCAACCAGUAA
Molecule: messenger RNA, 252 nt
Organism: Caenorhabditis bovis
Lineage: Eukaryota; Metazoa; Nematoda; Chromadorea; Rhabditida; Rhabditidae
Source: the annotation of a GenBank genome assembly